AUGUCGAGGCAUGUACUGCCUCCAGAGCCCAAGACCAGAGAACAGUUGUUACAAUAUUCCUGUCAGCUCACACUGGACCCAAACACAGCACACACACUCCUCUCUCUGUCUGAAGGGAACAGAAAGGUGACCAAUACAGACCAAGUCCAACCAUAUCCUGACCAUCCAGACAGAUUCACCAACUGGUGGCAGGUUCUGUGUAGAGAGGGUCUGUCUGGACGCUGUUACUGGGAGGUGGAGAGGAGUGGUGGUGUUGAUACAGCAGUCUCAUAUAAAGACAUCAGCAGAACAGAGAGAGGUAAUGAUGGUGCAUUUGGACUCAAUAACAAGUCCUGGAGUUUAGAUUACGAUAGUGAUGGUUAUUGUUUCAGACACAAUAAUGUUGAGACUGAAGUAUCAGGCCCUCAGUCCUCCAGAGUAGGAGUGUACCUGGAUCACAAGGCAGGUACUCUGUCCUUCUACAGGGUCUCUGACACAAUGACCCUCCUCCACAGAGUCCAGACCACAUUCACUCAGCCCCUCUAUCCUGGGUUUUGGCUCUAUGAUUAUAAUGGUACUGCUGAGCUGGUUAAACUGUAGUAGGGUCCACAUAGUUACUAGUCAUGCUGGUGUAGUCUAUAGCUGAGCUGGUUAAACUGUAGUAGGGUCCACAUAGAUACUAGUCAUGCUGGUGUAGUCUAUAGCUGAGCUGGUUAAACUGUAGUAGGGUCCACAUAGAUACUAGUCAUGCUGGUGUAGUCUAUAGCUGAGCUGGUUAAACUGUAGUAGGGUCCACAUAGAUACUAGUCAUGCUGGUGUAGUCUAUAGCUGAGCUGGUUAAACUGUAGUAGGGUCCACAUAGAUACUAGUCAUGCUGGUGUAGUCUAUAGCUGAGCUGGUUAAACUGUAGUAGGGUCCACAUAGAUACUAGUCAUGCUGGUGUAGUCUAUAGCUGAGCUGGUUAAACUGUAAACUGAUUUGUUAUUAAUUAAAAUUCAAUACAAUGUUUUAAUCUUGUACAUUUCCAUGAAUCAUGAUGUCUGGUGUUGAUGUAUAUUGGUUGUCAUUCAGAACCAUUGAUAUGUUUUCUCAGUUGGUUCUCUGUCUCUAUGUAAUUCUCCUCAGUAUCAUUGAUCAGCUUGUUGGCUCGGUCCUAAUUGAUGUGUUCUCUGUCACCUGGAGCUGCAUGGAAAAUGGUCCAGGAACUAAAGGACAAUUCAGGACUAGUCAGCCCACUACAAGCUGGUAUCACUUACUUUCUACUAAACUAUAUGGUCUGGUUUCCCAGACACAGAUGAAUCCUAGUCCUGGACUAAACAGUAUGUUCAAUGUAGAUGUCCAGGAAACCGGCCCUAAAUGUGUCAUCUUUCAUCCUCCCAUACUGCUCAGUCCAGCAACAUUAAACCUGUCCAGCAGGUGGUGCUGUUGACCAAACAAUAAAACCAGCAGAUAUCUUGACUUGCCACUCAGUAUAUCAGUAAUGUUCAGAAUAGUACUUUAAUAUCAUUGGAGAUUGAUGGUCUUUUUAAUCCACUAUCCAGAGUCAGGAACAGAUGAAGUUAGGUCUGCUACUGUUCAGUGAUUAAAUAUGAUUUAUGGUGAUGGGAAAUAAUAAAAAACACUCAACUUCAUCUAGU
This is a messenger RNA of Oncorhynchus mykiss (rainbow trout), 1616 nucleotides long. NCBI's taxonomy places the organism in Eukaryota, Metazoa, Chordata, Actinopteri, Salmoniformes, Salmonidae. The record is from RefSeq and is a predicted model, not a curated record.